Molecule: messenger RNA, 2962 nt
Organism: Pistacia vera
Lineage: Eukaryota; Viridiplantae; Streptophyta; Magnoliopsida; Sapindales; Anacardiaceae
Product: non-functional pseudokinase ZED1-like
Exons: 3
Coding region: 357-1394 (345 amino acids)
Biological process (GO): cell surface receptor signaling pathway; protein phosphorylation
Cellular component (GO): plasma membrane
Molecular function (GO): ATP binding; protein serine/threonine kinase activity
Source: RefSeq, a predicted model, not a curated record
CUUUAUUGCCUGGUAUGGAGAAUUUUCCAUCUUUCCAAUGUUUCCCACCACUUCCCUUGAGCCAUCAUUUGUUUUGGUUGAAUUCAUUGCAGCAAUUGUUGAAACAGAAAAAAAGAAAGAAACUUCCUUGUCCUAGUGAUAGAAAUUUCUAGUGGAUGACAAUUUUUGAGAGAAGACUUCCAUAGGAGAAGAGGCAGCAAGCUCUCAAGGUGCCAAUUUGUAGAUGAUCUGUCUCUCAAAGGUUCUGAUCUAGCUUCAAGGUAUUAUAAUUAUUUUUUUAUUGGUAUGAAUCAUGAUGGUCAAUUCUUCCUUAAUAUGCGUCAUGGUUUUAUAGUUAAACAAGUUAAAAUUAUUGCAUGGAUUCGUUCAAGAGAAUAUCCAAGGAUCAGGUAAAGAUAGAUAACACAUCACCUAUGAUGGUGAAUAGCAAAUACUUACUAGAAAAGCUGAUUUCAUCAUGCAAUGGUAAAUAUAAUCCGAUUCGUAGCUUCUCUGAGGAAGAGCUCAAGACGGCAACAGAUAACUUUGAUGCAGGAAAAGUUAUAACAAGAGCUGCAUCAUAUGAGCUGUACAAGGGUAUUCUCGAGGACUAUUCAGUUUCUGUCAUGAAGUUUAGAGACUUUCCUAGUAGGUUAGAUGCAUACGAGUAUUGCUUUAACAACAUUGUUUUUGCAUCACAAAUGAAGCACAAGAAUCUUUUUAAGUUGAUCGGUUGCUGCUUAGAAACUGAAAUUCUCCUCCUAGUUUUUGAAUCUGUUGAGUAUGGAACUCUUUCUGAUCAUAUAUAUGGUCCUCGACAACCCCAUUUUGUGCCUUUGCUAUUGACACCCAGGUUAAAGAUUGCUAUGGAGAUGGCUAAUGCACUUGCAUAUCUCCAUGUUGGUUUCUGUAGGCCGAUUGUUUUUAGAAGUAUCAAUCCUACAAACAUCUUAUUCCAGGAACAAACCAUAGUGAAACUAUCUGAUUUUUCACUCUCCGAGUAUAUUCCAGAAGGCGAAACUUACAUAAAAGAUACUAGGGUAGUUGGUACAAUGGGAUUUUUUGCACCUGAGUACAUAAGUGUUGGUGUUUGCAGUGAGAAGUGCGAUGUUUUCGCUUUUGGUGUAUUGCUACUUGUUCUGUUGACUGGACAAAAAACAUUCGACUCUUCUCGUUGUGAAAAUGGGGAUGAUUCAUGGUUAUUGCAGCAUGUGAAGAAUUGUAUUGGUCAAAAUGAUCGGUUUAUUGAGAUAAUAGAUCCUGCAAUUGUUUUAGAUGGAUUAAAUCCUGGAAAAGAGGAUUUGUUGCGAGCUUUCACAGAACUUGCCCUUAAAUGUGCCUCUACAUUACCAGAAGAAAGACCAACUAUGGUUGAAGCAGCAAAAGAACUCAGGCAAAUGUAUAGAAAUGGCUAAUAUUUUCAUUUAUACUCGUUUCAUUGUAAAUUUCUCCGGGUUGGUUUUCAUUGUUUAUGAAUCUUUCCUCUAUUUCUUUUUCAGUACUUCAUGUUUUCAUAUAAUUUUCCUGAUACAUUGAAGGAUUCCAUGGCAGUUGAAAGUGUCUCAUUGCCGACUAAACUUAAUUAAUAAACUAUGGUUGACUUUGAAGAAGUAAGUUUCCUGGUUAUAUAUGGAUGUUCUUCAAUUGUGCUUGAUCAGAUUUUCAUCAUGCUUGAGUAAAAAUUCCUGAGCUCUCUCAAACUCAGGCUUUGCUUUUUUCUGAACAAUUAGCUGAAAUGAACACCUAAAUUGGCCAUCCAUACAGGCCUUUCUUUUUUUCUUAACAAUUUCGAUUAAUUAGCACCGGGCGAAUUGGCCAUCCUCACAUCAUAGAUCAAAUAAGAUGAGUUCAUGUUUUCCCCGAAAGGACGAUAAUAAUUUGAAGAAUGAUGCAAUGUUACUGAAACAGUUGAUUGCCACUUUUAAUGGCAAAUGUAAUCCUAUUCGUAGUUUUUCCGAGAAAGAGCUCAGGAAAGCAACAAUUAAUUAUGACAAUCAGAGAUUAAUUAUAACAAAUAAAAUUUUCUAUAAGUUGUACAAUGGUUUUCUACAAGACCGUCAGAUUUUUGUUAUGAAGUUUGAACCCAUUAUCUUCCAGGAAAAAGAAGAAAUAAUCCAAAAGGGCAUCAAUAACAUUGUAUUUGCAACACAAAUGAAGCAUAAGAAUUUUCUGAAGUUGAUCGGAUGUUGUUUAGAAACUCAAUUUCCCAUUCUAGUUUUUGAUUUCGUUGGAUGUACGACACUUGCUGAUCGUAUUUUGAGUCAUUCUCAACCUCGUCUUGGACCUUUAUUAUUGAAACUCAGGUUAAAGAUUGCAAUGGAGAUAGCUCAUGCAGUUGCAUAUCUUCACCUUGGAUUCCCUAGACCUAUUGUUUUUGGAAGUCUCGCACCAUGGAACAUCUUUCUUGAUGAGGAGUAUGCUGUAAAACUAUUUGAUUUUUCAGUAUCUGAGUUUAUUCCAGAGGGUAAAACUCACUUGGAAGUUCAUUUAACGAAAAAAGUAUGGUAUGAAUAUGUUCCACCCGACCUUUUACUUGCAAUAGCUCCCAAUAGGAAGUUUAAUUGCAAUGAGAAGGUUGAUGUCUAUUGCUUUGGCGAAUUGUUGUUUAUGCUUUUGAGUGGAUUGAGCUUAAAAAAGUUUCUCAAGAAUAAAGGUUUUCAGAUGGAAGAUAUUGGACCUAAUAAUCUAAAUGAGAUAAUAGAUCCGGUGAUUGUUGGAGAGGGAAUAUGUUCGAUAAAAGAACAACAAUUGCUAGCUCUUGUAAGGCUUGUGUCGGAAUGUCUCUGUCUUGAACCAGAAGAUAUGCCAAAUAUGAUAGAUGUGACAAAGCAACUCAGAAAAAUGUACAAGUCUAGUUAGCAUGUCAUUAGUUUUUGUAUUAAGGAUUCUGCUUUCCUUGUUUAUGGAUGUGUCAGUAAUUCAUGCCUUCAUUGCCAUGGCAGUAGUUGAAAACAUUCAAAUAAACUAUUUCUUAAGUUUUCAA